Anarrhichthys ocellatus (wolf-eel) is the source of this 970-nucleotide messenger RNA. Its product is annotated as protein WWC3-like. Gene Ontology annotation, cellular component: cytoplasm. The transcript is spliced from 5 exons. Gene Ontology annotation, biological process: cell migration; regulation of DNA-templated transcription; negative regulation of organ growth. The coding region runs from base 128 to 835 and encodes 235 amino acids. The record is from RefSeq and is a predicted model, not a curated record. Gene Ontology annotation, molecular function: kinase binding; molecular adaptor activity. Lineage: Eukaryota; Metazoa; Chordata; Actinopteri; Perciformes; Anarhichadidae.
AAGUUUUCUUUGUUGUGUUUAUGUAGCUAAAGGAACAAUAGCUAAUGCUAAUGCUAACAGGAGAUCCUCAUGAACUCCCAGCAGACGUCUGACUGCGUGUGUUCUGUGUCUCAGGAUUGACAGAAAGAUGUCCUCCAGUCAGACCAACUACAAGCUGGACGAGGCUCAAGCCAUCUUCAGCGAGCUGCGCAGCAUCAAGAAAUCCAUCAGCACGGGCGAGAAGGAGAGGCAGGACCUCAUCCAGUGCUUAGCGAAGCUGACGGUGAACUUCCAGAACAGUUUGUCCGUCCAGGACUCGGCCGGCGAGGUGACGAACAGCACCGGGACCGCUGGGGACUCGUGUAACCUGCAGCAGUACUGUGACACCGGCUGUCAGACGGACAUCAUGGGAGAGGAUUCCACGCAUUUAGUGGACAAAGUCAAAGUCAACUGGCAGUACGAGGAAGCCAAGAAGAAGGUGCAGAGCAUCCAGCACCAGCUGGCACAGCUGGACAGCGAGAGCUGGUCGGGACGGGCCGAGGCGGACCGAGACCGGGACUUCAUGCAGCUCCUGCGUGAGAAGGAGGCGCUCCUGCAGGAGCUCAUCCUGGUCAGCAAGCAGCAGCACUCCGCGGAGACGCUGCUGCAGCUGGAGGAGGAGCGCUCCCGGCUGGAGGAGGAGGUGCAGAGGGCCCACAGCUCCCAGAGCCAGGGAGCCAAUCAGAGGAUCCUGCAGCAGGAGAAGAGGAACGCUCUGCUGAGACAGCUGGAGGAGGCGACACGCAUCACCACCUACCUCCACUCCCAGCUGAAGAGGUGCAGCACACACACACACACGCACACACUCGGUCUUUAAGCUUCACGCUGUUCAUGUUUGUCUUUUCUAGAGAUGUAACGGACUGUUAUCGAUCUGUGAUCUGUACCGACCCCCUCACGGUUUAACGUUAGCCAUCACAGUGUAAAUAAAGUUGUACUGACUCAGUAGAACAUG